AUGCAAGUGCUGGAGCCGGCACCAACAAGGCACAGGCCUAGGCUUCCACUUCUAAGUACAAGAGAUCCUGCAGCGCAUAUGCCUGGAUCGAAAGGAAAGGUUGAGUGCGCUCGGACUCGGCAACGACGUACUUUACUCGAAUGUAUGUCGCGCCGAACCGUUCUUCGAAUGCUUUCAUUCUUAUCAUUCCACGACAUCAACAACUUACUUUGUGCUGAUAAAAGGCUAAGACCAUUUGUUAAUAUGCCAUUUUUUGCUCGCUGGCGCAAGCAGUAUCUUAAAUUUCAAGAGUGUGAGCACACUUAUGAGCGUCAUCUACGCGCUGUUCCCACCCAGGAGACUCCUCAGGAUCAAGUCAUUGACGAAUCAUACGUCCUCGUAUAUAUGGAAUCGCUACGUGCGUUACAUUUUUGCAAACCUCCCUUGCAGAUGCAUGAGAUUUUGUACAGCAUACUCCAAAGUCAAAGUGAGCAUUUUCCACCGGUCAAAGCAGCUUGUGCGUUUGUAAUUGAAUGGAUUCUUGGGCGUGUCUCAGUGCAAAAUGCAUUUUCGCGAUUUGAUCAUGCACAUGCGGUCGAGCUUCUUUACUUUUUGCGUCUUUUCCUCGCUGUUUUUCGACUGUCGCGUUACUUCGAUACCGACUACUCCGUCUCACAAUAUCCCCAAUCAAUCCACACGCUUGAUGGAGAUUGCGCCUCUGCAUUAGGUCAUUUUUUUGCACCCGGCCAACCCGUUUGUUCGUCAGGAGAGCUUACUGAGGAGCAGUCCAGGUUUGUCCACUACCAAGUGCGUCGGAAUGAUCUCUUAUGUGUUCAAGCGUACGCUGGCACUGGUAAGACAAGAUCUUUACUAGCGUACGCCAAAUUGCGACCACAUCAAAGAUUCUUGUACAUAACAUUCAAUGCUGCUGCGGCAAAGUCGGCUCGGAGUGUAUUCCCGCCCAACGUUGAUUGUCGAACAAUGCAUUCUGUGGCCUUACGACAUGUAUUACUCCCAGAGGACCAAGAAUUACGUACUCUGCGUCCCCGAGAUGUUGUCCGUCUUCUCGGUGAUCGUAUUCCUGAAGGCAAAAGAACGACGGAACCGGUUCAUGAUCGCUCGAACGCCCUUGCUCCAACUACGGUGGCGCUAUAUAUAUUGCGUACACUUGAUCGAUUCAUGCAAUCAACAGAUGACCAUAUCCGACCAGAUGUUCACAUCCCAAAGAACAUGAGCUUAUCCACAGACCUUCGUGUGGAAGCCAUUGCGGAAGCCACCCAAACUUUGUGGGAAAUGAUUUGCUCGAACAAAUCACGCGGCCGGAUGAAAGCGCCAUGUCCUCAUGACGCGUAUGUCAAGCUCUUGCAAUUACAGCCUCUAGCUACUUUACGCUUUUUUGCCGAGUACAAUGCCCUGCUUCUGGACGAGGCCCAGGACCUCUCAGCAUGCCAAACAGCUAUCUUACUCCGUGCACGCGGUCAAUGUGGUGUCAUUGUGGUGGGUGAUAUACACCAAAAGAUUUACGGCUUUCGAGGGGGCAGUGCUUCCGCAUUCAACGCGCGUCUGUAUUCACCGACUGCUACAUUUCACCUUACUAAGAGCUUCCGAUUUGGAUCGCAGGUCGCGGCUCUUGCGACCAAGGUAUUACGUCUCAAGGCACCCCCACCAUGGCACAACGAAGAACAACAUGGUGUUUGGCAACAUCCCAGUAUCACAGGACAUGGCUCUGACAAAGUUUAUCGGGAUAUUCGCGCCAUUUCUAAACCACACACACGCAUUUACCGCACUAAUGCGCUACUCACGCGUGACUUACUGCAGCUCUCCUUGACAUUACCUGAAAACGAGUUCCUUUUUCUCAAAACGAGCCAGAAUCUAUCACACCGAUCGAUCAUCGACUUGCUUCACGAUGGGCACAGACUAUACCAUGGAGACUCUUCAGGAAUGACACCGAACUCGUCUCUUCGCGAAUUUUCAGCUUGGAAAGAACUCGUGGAACAUGUAGAAGCUGAAGAUGCGGCCGAUGGCAAGCUUACUUUGGUCCUUUCGCUCCAAGAAAUGAUCGCCUCACCCGAUUUUUUGGCCCAGCUGGAAGGUCUAGACCGAAAGUUCUGUGCAAAUGAGGAAAGUGCCUCAAUAGUGCUCACUACGGUUCAUCAAGCCAAAGGCCUAGAAUGGGACUCAGUUGUCAUGGCAAACGACUUUUCUCCCUCUUUAGAUGCCUGCACGCCAUUCUCGUUGCAGCCUCAGGUGUCUCAGUUAUUUGCACAGGAUGAAUUGAAUCACAUGUACGUGGCCAUCACAAGAGCUCGCUGCGAACUUUUUAUACCCAAUUGUGUCUUGCAAUGGCUCGUCGUAUUAGAUGGACUUUUUCGUUACCGCUUUUGUGAGAAAAAGCGUUCAAGAAAAUGCCCACAAUGCCAACAGGUGUCAAGUUUGGUCCAGUUGUGUGAACCUUUCGCAGGCACACUGCAAUUUGAUGCGCGCACAGAAACGCUUGGAUGCCUACUUUGCAUGCGCUCUCAGCUCUCGACGGACGAUGAUCUGCAUGACUUUGUGCGUUUUAUUGACGAAUGCGGUGUUAGUACCGUGACAGGUAGACUCACGUCCGCCUCAAUCACGCGAUAUGAACAUAAAAUGAAGAUUCCCUCGAGACUGCGCUCGAAACGUGCGCGCCUAGAGGUCUCCUCUCAACAAGAUACCCCAGCAUGUGCGGGCAGUACCGCACUUGAUGUAUUGCUACCCCAUGUCCGCGCACAAAAAUAUACCAACAUGUUGGAAAGCAAAAUGCAAAGCAUUGAUACAUGGUUCACCCUCGAACAAUUUUGGCUGUCGCCUCGUGAAUCAUCAUAG
This is a messenger RNA of Malassezia restricta, 2829 nucleotides long. RefSeq names its product F-box protein, helicase, 18. The transcript has a single exon. The record is from RefSeq and is a predicted model, not a curated record. Gene Ontology annotation, cellular component: nucleus. Gene Ontology annotation, molecular function: ATP binding; 3'-5' DNA helicase activity; DNA binding. Lineage: Eukaryota; Fungi; Basidiomycota; Malasseziomycetes; Malasseziales; Malasseziaceae. Bases 1 to 2829 code for a protein of 942 amino acids. Gene Ontology annotation, biological process: replication fork processing; double-strand break repair via homologous recombination.